This is a messenger RNA of Chaetomium fimeti, 1355 nucleotides long. RefSeq names its product solute carrier family 25 member 38. Gene Ontology annotation, cellular component: mitochondrion; mitochondrial inner membrane. The transcript has 2 exons. The record is from RefSeq and is a predicted model, not a curated record. NCBI's taxonomy places the organism in Eukaryota, Fungi, Ascomycota, Sordariomycetes, Sordariales, Chaetomiaceae. Bases 252 to 1241 code for a protein of 329 amino acids. Gene Ontology annotation, biological process: glycine import into mitochondrion. Gene Ontology annotation, molecular function: glycine transmembrane transporter activity.
GGUCAAUCCAGGCCUGCGACUGCAGCUUUGUCGUCCCAACUUUUUGACUCGAACACCGACAACAGUCAGAACGACCCUCUUCCCCAGCCUGAGUUAACAUGGGCUGCCCCCUUCUCGAGUUGUGUUGAGGAUGGCCGGUCCGUAUCUCAGACACAUCAAUCUCUGAACGAGAAAUACCCCGCGCGGGUCGUCACACCAACCCUGCCCGAAAACACCACACCAGCAACCAUAGAUAGGUGCCCAACGCCGCAAUGUCCGAUGGCUCCCGCACGGCGCUUUCGAAGUCGACCUUCCACUUCGCAGCCGGCCUCGGCUCCGGCGUGCUCUCCGCCGUCCUCCUCCAGCCGAUCGACCUCCUCAAAACCCGCGUGCAGCAGUCCGGCGCGCACUCUCUCUCCGCCGCCAUAGCCGACAUCCGCGCCGCCCCACGCCUCCUCCCAGCCCUCUGGCGCGGCGCCGUUCCCUCCGCGCUACGCACCGGCUUCGGCUCCGCCAUCUACUUCACCUCCCUAAACGCCAUCCGGCAAAGCGCCGCCCGAAUCUCCCCGCUCCCCACCUCCAGCAGUACAACCACAACCAGCACCACAUCCUCCUCCCUCCCCAAACUCUCCAACACCUCCAACCUCCUCGCCGGCGCCGCCGCCCGCUCCCUCGCCGGCCUCCUCCUGAUGCCCCUAACCGUCCUCAAAGUGCGCUACGAAAGCACGCUCUACUCCUACACCUCCCUCGCCUCCGCCGCCCGCGACAUCGCGACCCACGAAGGCCUGCGCGGCUUCUUCGCGGGCUACGGCGCGACCGCCGUGCGCGACGCGCCCUACGCGGGCCUGUACGUGCUGCUGUACGAGCAGAGCAAGAAGCGGCUCGGGACGCUCUUCCCCACCACCACCACCACCACUACUACCCUGGGAGGAGGAGGAGGAGGGGGGGAGAUGGGGCUGCAGCACGCGGCGGGGAUCAACUUCGCGUCGGGGGUGCUGGCCGGCGUGGUGUGCAGCGUGGUGUCGAACCCGUUCGACGCCGUCAAGACGCGCAUCCAGCUGCAGCCGGGCCGGUACCGCAACAUGGUGCAGGGGGCGCGGCGCAUGGUCGGGGAGGAUGGCCUGCGCGCGCUGUGGGACGGGCUCGCGCUGCGCAUGAGCCGCAAGGCGGUUAGCUCGGCGCUGGCGUGGACUGUGUAUGAGGAGCUGAUUCGGCGUGCGGAGGGCGGGUGGCGGGCGGCGGCGGCGAGGGAGAGUUUGUGAUGUGAUGUGGAUGGGUGCGUUUGUGGCUGUUUGGGUUGGGGAGAGGGAUGGGAUGGGAUGGGGUGGUGGCGUUGGCUGUUAUUUGCAUGGGCAUGACGGCGGCGUUAUGGGUUG